AUGUCGGCUCAGGCGCCUGCCUCGAAGUCGCCUACGGUGGUUCGGAGUCAAUCUACUUCCUCUCGCCCCGCCCAUUGGGCCCCCUCGUCGGAUUUGCCCCAUCGGACUCGAAGCGUGGCGGUCCGCUCGUCCAACACGUCCCAGCCCCCUCCACAGACACAAUACACACACUCCAAACCCCCCUCUUAUGACCGCCGCCCACCGGCAAACCACGCUGUGCUAGACAGCGUUGCUCGUCGGGAUUUUGAGGCAUCCAAUGUGUCCAAGAUGCCGUCUCGCCGUGAACCUUCCUCUGAGCGCUCACAGGAGCGCCCUCCCACGGCAACCCGGACCGAGUCCACCCGAAGACACCAGCGCACUUCCUCCACCCAAGCUCAUCAACGGGAUAGCGUCGACAUGACUGCCACCGCUACUGCGGAUCGCGCAACCGAUUCCUCGCAGAAUGCGACCGCUCCGACCGCCCCCACAACCACCAGGCGUCGAGCGACGAUCACCACGCCAACGGGCCAAUGGGCCCUGGGGAAGACUAUCGGUGCGGGCAGUAUGGGUAAAGUGAAGCUCGCGAAAAAUAUGGAAACUGGAGAACAGGUCGCCGUCAAAAUCGUCCCCAGACUUUCAACCGAAGAACAUCGCAAUGGCCGGGAAUCAGAGAGAGCGGAUCGGUCAAAAGAAAUUCGAACGGCUCGAGAGGCCGCCAUCGUGAGUCUCGUUAGCCACCCAUACAUCUGUGGAAUGCGAGAUGUGGUGCGCACCACAUAUCACUGGUACAUGCUGUUUGAGUAUGUCAACGGUGGUCAAAUGUUAGAUUACAUUAUCUCUCACGGAAAGUUGAAGGAGAAACAAGCCCGCAAGUUCGCCCGCCAGAUUGCGAGUGCUUUGGACUACUGCCACCGCAACAGCAUCGUUCACCGUGAUUUGAAGAUCGAAAACAUCCUCAUCAGCAAGACCGGUGAUAUUAAAAUCAUCGAUUUUGGUCUCAGCAACCUUUUCUCUCCCAGAAGUCUCCUGAAGACCUUUUGUGGUAGUCUAUACUUUGCGGCUCCGGAGCUGCUCCAGGCAAGACAAUACACUGGACCCGAGGUAGAUGUUUGGAGUUUCGGCAUUGUUCUCUACGUCUUGGUUUGUGGUAAAGUGCCUUUUGAUGACCAGAGCAUGCCUCAGCUUCACGCGAAGAUCAAGAAGGGCGUUGUGGAAUACCCACCUGGUCUAACAACUGAAUGCCGUCAUAUCAUUUCUCGUAUGCUUGUUACCGACCCAAAGCAACGUGCCAGCUUGGCCGAAAUUAUGAACCACCCCUGGAUGAACAAAGGCUUUAAUGCGCCUCCCGAAAACUACCUUCCUCAACGCGAACCUAUUCAGCUUCCUUUGGACCAAGAAGUUGUUGAGAAGAUGACAGGCUUCGAUUUUGGCUCUCCAGAUUAUAUCACAUCCCAGUUGACCAAGGUGUUGGAAUCGGAGGAAUACCAACACGCCGUGCGUCUCAAUUACCGUGAACAUCCAGUUAAUAGCCAAGCGGAGCGAAGGCGCGGUGUCUUUGACUUCUAUAAGAGACGCAAUUCCGCUGCUAGCCGUGAUACACUAUCUGCGCCUUCCGCUGAGGCAAUCCAGUUGGGCAAUGAUCCCUUAAAUGCUUAUAGCCCGCUGGUCUCUGUUUAUCACCUGGUCAAGGAGAAGCUCGACCGAGAGCGGAUGGAGAGUCGCCCCGGUGCUCUAGGUAUUCGUCCACCCACGGCUGAAGCGGGGGUCCCCGAGUUGGCACCCCCAGAAGCCGCCCACACCAACCAAUACUCGGUCCCGGGAGAAAAGGACACCAGCCGACGAUCCCGCCCUCGGGCCCGAACCCAUGGCGAGGAAGAAGUAACAGAGGGCAUGAAGAAUCUCCAUACUUCCUCGCCGGCUGGACACCCAACGCCCGACACGCCUGCAAAGAAGGAAAGCGCAGCUGCCGGUAUUUUGCGGCGUUUCAGCACCCGCAAAACUAAGGAGCGCAGCCGUGAUGUCGAACGGGAGCGUAUCAGCACCCCCAAUACCCCGACACUUAAUGUUCAACCCCCUGUGGAUUCCGCAUCUCCAUUGAAUCGUGGAUUUAGUGUCCGACGAACUCGGCGACCCGAGCCAUCUCCACCUCUUCCAUCUGCGGGAAGCCAACCUCAACACCAGGACCUACUUGCAGCACCAGGCACGGCCGAUUCAUCUUCGCAGUCUAGUAAUUCCAAGUUCCUGGGACGUUCUACCAGCGUCAACUCUGCUGACUACCGGCCUCGAAGAACUGCCCGAAGGGGCGAUGGUGAAACUUUGGAUGUCGAACGCCAGCCUCCCUCAACGAGUGGCUCAGACCAAGUUGACCCCAACAUUCAAAAGGAGCAACCUGUCACGAAGACCGGUGGCCGCACACAUACCGCACGUACCAUGUCUCUCGGCCAUGCCCGCCGUGAAAGCAUUCAAGCCCGACGAGCUCGGCGGGAGGCCGCUCUUGAGGCCAACGUACCUGAAGAGACUGACGAAGACAUCACCGGUGCAGGCACCGCGCUGGAAAGCGCUAACGAAGGAGAAGAUCUAUCUAAGCCAGUCUUCCUCAAGGGUCUCUUCAGUGUGUCAACUACAAGCAGCAAGCCCUUGCCGGUCAUCCGGGCUGAUAUUAUCCGCGUUUUGAAACAGCUGGCUGUGGAUUACGUGGAGAUCAAGGGUGGCUUCCGCUGUCGACACGCUCCUAGCAUUGACCUCGAAAAAGUGGUUGAUAUUAGCCCUCCUAGCCCAGACCGUCAGGGUCAGGUUUCACACCGUCGUCGCAUCAGCUUUGGCGGGCUUCUUGGCCAUGACGACAGCCGCGACGACAGCCGUUCGGGUUCUAACAAAAUACACCGCCGGCCCCAGGCGGCCCCAGACCGCAGUUUUGUCUCAAAUUCGGACGCAUCUGAUGAAUACGUUGUCCGCGAUGCCCAGCCAAGUACUACAGUGGGCGAGCGGGUGGUCGGAGAAACCACCACGCGUGUCCAAAGCGACACUGGCGAGAACUUGGUACUUCGCUUUGAGAUUCUCAUUGUGAAGGUCCCCCUGUUCUCUCUACACGGUAUCCAAUUCAAGAAGGUCUCCGGUGGCAUGUGGCAGUACAGGGAGAUGGCGAAGAAGAUCCUUGAUGCUUUGCGACUGUGA
Molecule: messenger RNA, 3153 nt
Organism: Penicillium verhagenii
Lineage: Eukaryota; Fungi; Ascomycota; Eurotiomycetes; Eurotiales; Aspergillaceae
Gene: kin1
Product: putative serine/threonine protein kinase Kin1
Exons: 3
Coding region: 1-3153 (1050 amino acids)
Biological process (GO): microtubule cytoskeleton organization; intracellular signal transduction; protein phosphorylation
Cellular component (GO): cytoplasm
Molecular function (GO): tau-protein kinase activity; ATP binding; protein serine/threonine kinase activity
Source: RefSeq, a predicted model, not a curated record